Lolium rigidum is the source of this 1609-nucleotide messenger RNA. RefSeq lists its product as uncharacterized. The coding region runs from base 31 to 1323 and encodes 430 amino acids. The transcript is spliced from 2 exons. Lineage: Eukaryota; Viridiplantae; Streptophyta; Magnoliopsida; Poales; Poaceae. Gene Ontology annotation, molecular function: protein binding. The record is from RefSeq and is a predicted model, not a curated record.
CCGCCCAUCCCCAUUCCCCCACCCGCCGCCAUGCCCACGCCGGCGCCGCAUUUCGUCGACGAGAUCCUGGAGGAGAUCUUCCUUCGCUUGCCCACCCCGGCCGCGCUCGCCCGCGCGUCAAUCGCCUGUCCCCGUUUCCGCCGCAUCAUCACCGAGCGCUCCUUCCUCCGCCGCUUCCGCAAACGCCACCCGCCGCCGCUCCUCGGUUUCGCCGACAAAGAUGGAUUCCACCCCGCCCAGGCGCCUCACCCCUCCGCCCCGCUUGCUCGUGCCCUUGCCGACGCCGCCGAUUUCACCUACUCCUUCGUCCCCAAGCCCAGCAAGGGGCGCUGGAUACCGUGCGACGUCCGCGACGGCCGCGUCCUUCUCGAGGACAGCCUAACUUGGAACGGAUUCAGUGACCUCGCGGUGUGCGAUCCACUGUCCCGGCGCCACCUGCUGCUUCCGCCCAUACCUGAGCACCUGGCAGGUGACCGGAAAGAGCGCUCUCAUGAGAUUGUGCCCAUCCUCGCUCCCACUGUUGAUGAUGAGGAUGAGAUGUUGUUCAAGGUGAUAUGCUUUGGUGCCUAUGAAACCAACCUGGUCGCGUUUGUCUUCUCGUCCCUCACGGGGCAAUGGUGUAUAGCUGCAUCCCCCAGCUGGAGCUCUCUGGGCACGACCCGCCCUUAUGACUCUCGCAACUUCUCCUGGUUAGGAUGCCGUGGCUUGUCUUGUUUCGACAACGUGCACGGAUGCCUCUACUCGGCGUCGCCUUGGAUGGACAAGUUGCUCGUGCUGGACACGCGAACAAUGGAGUUCUCCACUAUUAGCGAUCGCACUGGCUAUCAUAUGCAGCUCAGGCUUCUGCCUGGCCAGUCAGACGAAGUUCUCGCCAGAAACGAUAUGCCAUAUAGAAAGCGGCCUGGCCAGACCAGAAGCCUACCUCGCAUUGUGGUGGGUAGAGAAGGAGCCCUUGAGAUGUUUUCUCUUGUUGGUGAUCACAGACCAAAUGGCUCAUUUGAUCUCUAUCAUACCAGUCAGCAUGAACAUUCAGAGGAAUGGCAGCUCGAGAAUAUCAUCCCAUUGCCCAGCCAGUAUGACUAUUUCACCUUAGGUGCAGCUGAGGGAUUCUUAUUUCUUGGAGCCACUACAGAAGAUCAGCUGGAUGAUGAAGACUCCCCGGUGCGGUUGUCGAGGACUGACUGGGAUGUAGAUUAUUUUUCGCUUGAUGUCAGGACUUCUGAACUUGCAAAGGUCUGUAGGAGGAAGAGACAAUCCUUCCAUUAUGAAUAUGUUUACUGGUACUUUGGCUUCCCUCCAUCGUUAUCAAACCCGAGUAUAUGAAGUGGGAGGAACUGGUUUUGCUUUUGGACCAUGGAUAUGGUUAUGGAUGCCAUGCUUAUGAUGCCUUCGAGGAGAAUUGGAGGAUGGACAUGAUCGUGCUACAAAAUGUCUGAUAUAUGAUGGAUCUUGGUAUUAUUCCUUAGGAAUUAGCCAUCAUCCACUUUGCUAUGAACGGCAUUAGACAUAUUUAAGUAGGAAAUGCUGUAAGCAAGCUGAAUUCGUCGUAUUCUAAUAUGUAAGAUAUGUAUGGUUCUUUUGUGUUGGAAGCAUGGCAGUUGCUUUUAUU